AUGGUGUCUCCAGCUGGAGAUACUCCUUCGACUUUGCAGUCAGGCGAGGCUGGACCUGCACCAGCUCCGGCAUCCAAGCGUGACCAUCCCGACACCGCCGAUCCAACUCCAGCGUCAGCGGUACCGCCAGCUCCGCACCUCAACCCGCGAAGCUGCGUGACGUGCCGACGCCGCAAAGUGCGCUGCAACAAACACGAGCCGUGCGCCAACUGCGUCAAAGCCGGCAUCGAAUGCGUCUUCCCGGGCCCCGGACGCGCACCGCGCAGACCGCGUAAGCAGCCUGACGCAGAGCUGUUGACGCGGCUGCGGCGGCUGGAGGGCGUCGUCCAUAACCUGGGCGCCCACGUCGAUGAGAAUGGCCUCGUUCUCGCACCCCCUCUCGCCGGGUCGGCGGACAUUCGUGCGAGAUUGCCGGCCACGGGCGAGUCGCCGGGCUCAGAUCGUGACGAUUCGAAACGCCAUUCUAUCGACGGGCGGUUGGGGAGGCUGGUUAUUGAUGAGGAUCGCAGUCGGUAUGUGAGCAACGCCUUCUGGACGGCGAUGAGCGACGAGAUUUCAGAAAUGCGUGAUUUGCUGGAGACAUCUGGCAGUGAGGACGACGACUCGACGAUACUGUCACCCGAAUCGGACCACGUCAACCAUCAAGCAUUCAUCUUCGGCUACUCGUCUGCAGCGGUAGAUCUGCGAUCGCUACAUCCGACGCCCAGCCAGACGUUUAUUCUCUGGGAGGUGUUCAAGGAGAAUGUCGAUCCUGUGGUGCGCAUCUUGCAUCGUCCGACAGCCCGCAUGAUCCUCAUGAAUGCCGCGAGCAAUCUCGAUCGAGUGUCGAAGCCAAACGAGGCAUUGCUUUUCUGCAUUUACUUUGGCGCGGUCGUCAGCCUCACCCCCGACCAGUGCCAACAGCUGCUUGACGAACCGAAAGAGGCCUUGUUGAAGAAGUAUCGAUUCGCCACGGAGCAGGCCCUGGCACGGGCCGACUUCUUGAACAGUAAUAGCCUGAUCUGCUUGCAGGCAUUCAGCUUCUUCCUCAUCUUUGUGCGGCACUGUGACGACUCUCGAUUGGUGUGGUCGCUGGGGGGACUGCUCAUCCACCUGGCUCAAGCUCUUGGGAUCCAUCGCGACGGCACCAAUUUUGAUCUGAACCCCUUUGACACGGAGAUGAGGAGGAGGUUGUGGUGGCAAAUUUCGCUGUUGGACAGUCGGUCUGCCGAAGACCAUGGCACUGAUCCUACGUUUACGGAGCAGUUCUACGACACGAAGAUUCCGUUGAACGUCAAUGACGAUGACAUCUAUCCGGGAAUGAAGGAGCCUCCAAGAGACAGGAAAGGUGCGACGGAAAUGACUUUCUGUCUGAUCCGAUUUGAGUUGAGCAAGUUUUCACGAAGGUUGAAUUUCACGGCUCCUGGUAGCGCCGAACCCGGGGCAGGCAGUUCGGCAUGGGCACUGGCAGACAAGGAGAAAAUGAUCGACGACUGCCAUCGAGAGCUGGAGGAGAAAUAUUUGCGUCACUGCGACAUGAGCACGCCGAUUUAUUGGGUCACGGCGACCGUGGCGAGGCUCAUUCUCGCCAAAAUGUGGCUGACAUUGCACCACCCUCGAUCAUUCAAUCCGGAUCUUGAGCCGCGGCUGCCACCCGAAACGCGGGAUCGAUUGUUUAUCACGUCGGUGGAAGUGAUUGAAUUCUCCCACCUGUUGCAGAGCAAUGAAAACACGGCCAAAUGGGGGUGGCUAUUUCAAACAUAUAUGCAAUGGCAGUCGGUUGCUUUUGCACUGUCCGAACUCUGCACGCGUCCACCCGGGCCUGGGACCGAGCGGGCUUGGCAGGCGAUCGAGUCAGUUUACGAUGAGAGCCGGGGGAAGAAGUCUCACAGGAUGCAGCGAGGGAUGCUUUGGAAGCCACUGCGACAACUGAUGGCCAAGGCGAAGGCGAAGCGGGCUGAGCAGCAGGUGCAAGCUGCCCGGACGAGAGAUACCCUUUUCGCAGACUUGACCUCUGCAACGCGCAUCGAGACAUGGAUGCACAACUACCCCGAUAGUUCGAUCACCAGCGCGAUAGAAGCGUUUGGGAUGGAUUUAGACGACACGUUUGCCCAUCAUGGUGCAGGGCUCGAGCACAACCACAACGCGUCACCAGGUGCGUUGCCAGUCGACUCUGGAUCGCUGCACGACAGUGAUUUGCUCAAGUAUGGUUGGUCGUCAUCGCUUGAAGACUCCAUGGGGCCUCAAUCGUUUCAGAAAUAUAUUAUGAACAUCCAGGAAGAAUGGUUCUAG
Messenger RNA from Exophiala aquamarina CBS 119918, 2271 nucleotides. RefSeq lists its product as uncharacterized. The coding region runs from base 1 to 2271 and encodes 756 amino acids. The transcript is spliced from 3 exons. Lineage: Eukaryota; Fungi; Ascomycota; Eurotiomycetes; Chaetothyriales; Herpotrichiellaceae. Gene Ontology annotation, molecular function: zinc ion binding; DNA-binding transcription factor activity, RNA polymerase II-specific; DNA binding. The record is from RefSeq and is a predicted model, not a curated record. Gene Ontology annotation, biological process: DNA-templated transcription; regulation of DNA-templated transcription.